AUGCAAGGCAUGCCUCGUCACUCGAGCUUUUUCGCUGGCAGCGACCAUCACGUUGCAACAGCAGGAAGUAGCUUGGCGUCUAUCCGCAAGUCACAGCCUACACAUCUUCAUAACGUGGAUAUAUAUAUAUGGGAAAUUUCUUAUCAGUCAGCUAUUGACUUCCAGAGAGAUCUUUCGUCGUCAUUUGUUACAUCUGCUUCUUAUCCAUUCACCACAGACUCUGGUACCUCACCGCAGCCUCAACAACCUCAUCAAUCACACGUUGGAGACAACGACCAGCAUCACUCUGCCUCGCCAAUAAUUUCUGUAACUACUGACUCUGAGCUCUCGCUUUCACCCCAAGGGGAGGUUCUACCAGCUCAUAAUCAGGGCACCAGGCGGGCUUUGUGUCCGGAGUGUCUCGCUUACACAAGCAAACGUUCGUUCAAUAUGAAGCGGCAUCGAAAAGCAUGCUACAAGAACGCGACCAGCGGUCGAACAAAAGCCACAGGGAGCAUAAGGGCGAGAGUGUCUGGCGCGACGAUGUUGUGA
Molecule: messenger RNA, 531 nt
Organism: Fusarium fujikuroi IMI 58289
Lineage: Eukaryota; Fungi; Ascomycota; Sordariomycetes; Hypocreales; Nectriaceae
Exons: 2
Coding region: 1-531 (176 amino acids)
Source: RefSeq, a predicted model, not a curated record